Messenger RNA from Laccaria bicolor S238N-H82, 1656 nucleotides. RefSeq lists its product as uncharacterized. The transcript is spliced from 18 exons. NCBI's taxonomy places the organism in Eukaryota, Fungi, Basidiomycota, Agaricomycetes, Agaricales, Hydnangiaceae. The record is from RefSeq and is a predicted model, not a curated record. Gene Ontology annotation, molecular function: serine-type endopeptidase activity. Bases 1 to 1656 code for a protein of 551 amino acids. Gene Ontology annotation, biological process: proteolysis.
AUGAGUUCCCUAUCUCCUCUCUCCGAUGCUCCCCUUCAGCAUAUUGUCAAAUUGAAGGAUGAUAUUGACAUGGAUGCCCAUAUUGUGACUUUCAACAACGCAAGGGGUAACGGUCAUAUCGUCCAUCGCAAGUGGGACCCUAGGUUCUUGAAUGCAUACCUGGGUACCUUCAGUGAAGCAGUGCUUGAAGAAAUCAAAGGCCAUCCGAAUGCCGAGUUCGUAACGGAGGAUAGCGAACAAAGCGACGAAUUUGAAGUGACAACUCAGAAUGACGCAGGAUGGGGAGUGUCUCGUAUUAAUCAUGUGAAGUCCCUGAAGGGGAAAUCGGACCAAUUGACGAACUACGAUUAUGAGUAUGACUCGACCAGUGAAGUCGGAUCCGGCGUGGAUAUCUAUAUUCUUGAUUCGGGAAUAUGCACUGAACAUGUGGAUUUCGGUGGACGCGCUACGUGGGGGAUUACAAUCAAUGGGACGGACGGCGUUGACGUUAAGGGUCAUGGUACGCACGUCGCGUCAGUGAAUUUUAUAACUCGCUCCAGUAUCCUGCUUACAAAAUGUUAUCAAAGUGGCAUAGCAGGCGGUUCGCGAUGGGGAAUUGCAAAAGGAGCCAACCUGAUUGCGGUGAAGGUCUUGGAUGACGAAGGUCAUGGUCGCCAAUCCUACAACCUGAUAGGACUUGAAUACGUCUUCAUGCGUCGCCUGUUUGACGGACGGUCGUCAAUCAUCAAUAUGAGCUACGGAGGCCAACAAGGCCAAAGCGAGAUCAUAGAUUUUGCAUUGAUGAGGAUCACUUCAGUCGGCAUUCAUGUCACGGUGGCAGCUGGCAACAAAAACGUUGAUGCGAAGGAUACAUCUCCCGCCAAUUGUCCCUGUGUUAACACAGUUGGGGCGACAGAUAUCAACGAUGACAGAUAUAUUAAAGAACACGACGACGAUACGAUAACUGGGUCGAAUUUCGGUGAGCUGCUUUGCGGCCUCGGAGUUGAGCUUCAGUUGACGGGCUAUCUAUUAUACGCAGGUCCUUGCGUUGACUUCUUCGCCCCUGGGUUUCAGAUUACGAGCUGCUCCAUUAAAAAGGACAAGAACGGAAAAUACACAAAAUCUACAAAGAAAGACGGCACCUCAAUGGCGGCGCCGCUUGUCGCUGGAGUAAUAGCCGCCAUUAUUUCGCUGGUGGGAGACAUCCCACCUCCAGGAAUGACGAACAUCCUCAAAGCACUCUGCUUGAGGAACAUUUUGGGUCGCAUUCCUGACGACGGGACUCCCAAUGCUCUCAUACGCGGAGCUCUGCAUGUCCCAAUUGCCUUUUCCUUGACAUCAGAUUGGGCAAGUAUGGCCAUUAACAACCGGAAUACCACCCUCAGCCGAAUCAAAGCCAAUAAAUACGACGAGAAUACAUCUACAACAUCUAAAUCGGUUCAAUACGGGAUAGAGGGAAGUCGUGUAUACCAUGACUGUACCAUUCCCCUCAUGUUUGUGAGCGUGGACUUGUCUGUCGACAUUUCGCUCUGCCACGGUAGCGAUGGUAAAGAGGACGAAGAUCAGGCGGGAAUGGCAACGGCGACCUUCGCAUCCGAAGAAUAUGUGAGUGCAGGGAUAAGCGAUAACGUGAGGAAUGACGACGAUUAUAAUGAUUGUCCCCUCGAAUCGUCUUGA